AUGGCCGAUAGCUUGCCCUAUCCAGCCCAGCUGUCAUCUGCUGAUAUCACCGCAGCGUCUGAUUCUUCUAGACACGCUGCCAGCUUUGGGGCUGGAACUGCAACAGCCAGCGAUGACACUCCCUUCCCCGUCCCGAAUCUCUUUAUGGAGGCUGAUCUAUCAACCGCCGAACGAAAUCCCUUUACUGAACUCGAGAUUCGCAAGGAGAUAGCCACGCCUCAAGAAACUGCAACUGGUACGGAUGCCUCAACAGUGCGGGGGAUAGAUGACCUGCAAAUUCCACCAAACGAGAGCCUGCCACUCAAGGUGGGUUCCCCCAAAGAGCCGAGGCAUGCCAGAUACCGUGAGAGGAAUAGACAAGCUGCACGCCGAUCUCGGGAGAACCAGCAACAACUAGCCAAGAGGCUUGAAUCGAGGGCGGCCUCCCUGGAGAUAAAGAGGAAUGACUUGCUAGAGAAGGUGGAUGACCUCAGCCGCAAUAUUCAGGAGCUGAGUCGAGAAGUCGCGGCUUUACAUGAUUCUGUCCGUCCUGUAUGGACCUUCCCACAGCAGCAGCCCACGGCAUCAUUAUGUGUAUGCAACUUCUGUGGGACUCCCGCGGUGCCUUACUCUUAG
Aspergillus clavatus NRRL 1 is the source of this 615-nucleotide messenger RNA. RefSeq names its product bZIP transcription factor. Lineage: Eukaryota; Fungi; Ascomycota; Eurotiomycetes; Eurotiales; Aspergillaceae. Bases 1 to 615 code for a protein of 204 amino acids. Gene Ontology annotation, molecular function: DNA-binding transcription factor activity. Gene Ontology annotation, biological process: regulation of DNA-templated transcription. The transcript has a single exon. The record is from RefSeq and is a predicted model, not a curated record.